Messenger RNA from Dendronephthya gigantea, 2048 nucleotides. RefSeq lists its product as uncharacterized. Bases 1224 to 2048 code for a protein of 274 amino acids. The record is from RefSeq and is a predicted model, not a curated record. Lineage: Eukaryota; Metazoa; Cnidaria; Anthozoa; Malacalcyonacea; Nephtheidae. The transcript is spliced from 6 exons.
UCCACCAUGAGACCAGAAACCUUGUUCAAAGACAAGAAUGUCGAGUUUCGCUUGGUUGUGAUUGGGUCUCCUGAGGAGGUCAACCAAGUUUUUGUGGCAGGUGAAGACCAGUCAUUUAUUGAGAGUGAAGGUAUACUCCAAGGUUUGAUCGACCUGCUUUGUUGUUACUAUGCAUAUCACGUCUCCUACCCUGAAAGUAUGGAAGGAUGCUUGCUUUUCCUACAAGACAUUCUUUUGCCAACAAAUGAUGGCAACUACAGAGGAACAAAAUUUUCCUCAUUUAUGGCAAAGGUGCACCAAGGAAUUAAGGACAAUUCUGAUUAGAACAAUUUAUACAUGCCUGGACAUUCAUGCUUAUAUUAUAUGCAUGCCAUAUAUUUAAGGCAAAUUAUUAUUAAGGCAAAUUUUCCAUAUGACUUUUAAAUAUUUGUUGUGAAUAUAUGUAAGUGUUUUCUUGUAUGAUAAUGUUUUCUAUUUUUAAUACAUAUUUCACUGUUUAUGGACAAACUGUUCUGACUAUUCAUUCUAUUUAGAUAAUUGCCCUAGGCAAUUUGAUCUUGUGUGUUGGGUAGCACACCUUAGUGUGUUCCAAAACACACCUUGCACCACCUAGCAGUAUGUGUCUUGGAACACACCAAAGUUGUGUAGGAAAACACACCAAAGUUGUGUAGGAAAACACACAACAGUGUGUUUCAAAACACACCUUAGUGUGUACUAAAGCACACCUUUUGCAAAACACACCUUAUAGUGUGUCAAAUUCUGGACAAGCAAGAAACACACCUUAAGGUGUGUUUUGGGACACACCUGCGUGUGUAAGAAAACACACCUUAACCUGUGUUAUAUUCUGGACAAAAAAGGUGUGUUAUUUGAACACACCUUUUUUUAGAGUGUGAAUACGUACAAUCCAGAAAGUCAGUUUAUACAAGACCUUCGAGAGAAAGAAGUCCCUGGUAUGAAGGGAGUAGUAUCGUCAUCUAAAGGAUUACACACCAAACUACGUCAAGCUGCUCAACGGAAAAAUGGAGUAACAAAAGAACGCAAACAGUUGAUUAAAAUGGGAAAUAAGCUGAGAGCUGAAUUGUUGAAAUAUAAAGGAGGGAAAAAAUCGCCUUCAAUUGAGGCACGUCAAUCGUCCAAAGAUCCGCAGAAUGUGGCGCAAACAUCCCGAUCCCAACUACGGGGUUUGGAACAGUUGCAAUAUGAACUAACAAGCAAAGAACUGCAUGCAGUAUGCACAGAGAACACUAGCGAGGAAUAAUGAUCAGCAUUCGCUAUCUCCUCGCAAAAAAAAUUCCGCGUCGGCCCAAAAACUUCAAAAACACUCUUCAAACACGGAACUCGCAGAAAAAGCAGGCCUACCGGAAUCGUCUACUGUUCGUGACGAAAUCGUCUCGCGAUGGCAACCUUCGUUCUCAUCAGACGACCGCGCGUCGUUACAAGAUGUCUGGAAACUACUAGACGAGGACAGUUCUGGAUUAACCCAUCGCGGGGACGAAGUCAGCAAGUCUCAGCUUCGGGAAAGUUUCUCAACUACGGACAGUUUCACGGUCAAAGGUCAGCCUAGUCACGUGCAUCUCAAGCCAGAGUGUUCCAAGGCUGCGCUGUCUGUCAAGGCAGCUGGGAAAUGGACACUCUCCCAGGAACAUAAACAAAAUGAAAUCGAGAACGGGACAAAAAUGUUGGUUCUUUGGAAAGAUACAAAAUCCAAGAAAGCAACCAAAAGAAAAUUCCCUGCCGAGAUUGUAAAGAUAUCAGAUGACAAAGACUGGUUACUCAAAUACAUGAGAGAAGAUGAUUCUCCGGUUAAAACAGGCAAAGGUUUCCGUGUUAUAAAUGAUAGCGACAGUGACACAGAAAGACAGCAAGAACCAGCUGCAACGAAGAGGCAGAAAGCAGCAUCUAAAAAUGCUGAGCAAUCAAAGCGAUCAACCAAUCUGGCUAACAUGAUAAAGGAAAGAUACAGGAAGGUUUGUAUAGUUACAGGUCAAAAGGAAGCCUCUGUCAGAAAGAGUAAAAUCACCUUGUAUAUAAGACGAUGUGAAAGCUAA